Messenger RNA from Brassica oleracea var. oleracea, 303 nucleotides. Its product is annotated as MADS-box transcription factor PHERES 1-like. Bases 1 to 303 code for a protein of 100 amino acids. NCBI's taxonomy places the organism in Eukaryota, Viridiplantae, Streptophyta, Magnoliopsida, Brassicales, Brassicaceae. The transcript has a single exon. The record is from RefSeq and is a predicted model, not a curated record. Gene Ontology annotation, molecular function: protein dimerization activity; DNA-binding transcription factor activity, RNA polymerase II-specific; RNA polymerase II cis-regulatory region sequence-specific DNA binding. Gene Ontology annotation, biological process: regulation of transcription by RNA polymerase II.
AUGCCAAAGGGAAGGAUAAAAAUAGAGCCCAUAACUAAUAGCUCUGCUAGGAACCAAACUUUCAGGAAGAGGAAGAAAUGUUUACUCAAAAAAGCCAACGAGCUGUCGACUCUCUGCGGUGUCAAAGUUUGUGCGGUUAUCAACAGCUGCGACAAUACGGAGCCGCCGGAGUUUUGGCCGUCAAAGGAAGGCGCCGAAAAAGUGCACUCGGCGUUUAUGGGUGUUCUGCCGGAGGAACGGUGCAAGAGGAUGUACGACCAGGAGAGGAUCCAGAAAGGACAAGAUCCAGAAAGGACAAGAUAG